CGUUAAAAAAACAACAACAUUUAACUGUAAAACAACAUGUUGCUAGAAUAUAAUUUUCCCGAAAUUAAUUAGGAAAACACAAUUCAAUUGUUUAAGAGCACAAGUGUGCAAGUGCAAAUAAUUCUUUUUUAAUGAGAAAUGUUAAAGUUUCUUAUUUCUUAAUGCAGACUUUUGAACUGUGCACAGUGCAAAGCAUUGUUAAGAUCUUUUCCGAGAACACACGUGUGAGAUUAAAGGGUCUUUUCUGCCUGAUUUCAAAUAAAACUUGUUUGUGUGUUUCUUACAAACUGUUUAAUUUAUGGUCAGGUCAUGCCUUUGGCAACAGAUUCUGGAUGGGAAUAGAAUAAAAAAACUGUUGGGAAGGAUGUGAAUACGGUAAGCAUAAACGAAACUGAUGCAUUUACAGGAUAAGGUGGAGCAAGAAGUGAAAGUGAAAGUUAGAUUUUUUGUGUAUAAAUACCUGCACCCUGACACCUGCGAAUUCACACCUGUGCACCUUUGAUGCUCAGACUGCAACCAAGCGUAAAGGCAAGAAUGCAUACUUCAGCAUUAACUCUCAUCGUCCUCACCGCAGUCCUCUGGGGGAACACAGCAGCAUUUUCAGAUGCAGCUGUGGACUGCUGUCUGACAACUAAGGAUACGCGUAUCCCACUCCAAAUACUUGCAGCCUACACUCAUCAGACCACAGACAGCGGUUGCCCAAUCCCAGCCACUGUAUUCGUCACAAAGAAGGGCAAGAAACUGUGUGCACCUCCAGAAGAGGGACAUGGGUGGAUUGGCAAGAUUAUCUCACACCUUGACAAAAAGAAAAAAGCACAUCAGUAAUAGAGACAGGAAUUGACCACGAUGACCUGCUAGAUGAACUAUUGAACAGACAGACAACUACCGAAAUGAGACAGAUGGUCCUUCAUCUUCAUAUUAUCAUAAUGAUUAAAGCAUUAAAAUGUGAUUUUAUUCAUGCAUACUUUUAUGCAAUUCAUCAUUUUCAGACGCAUGAUACUCAAAUGAUGUUCAUUGAAUAAAUUAUGCAUUUCAAACAUAUAAAUGUAAAUAUAUAUUUUUGUAUCGUACUGUCUAACAGUAAUAGGUGUGUGCCUUACACAUUUGCAUUGGUUAUAAGCUAUCUGUAUGUUUAGAAAUUCAGCUCUUGUUGAAUGGGUCGUGUUACUGUAAACCUU
Messenger RNA from Misgurnus anguillicaudatus (oriental weatherfish), 1178 nucleotides. NCBI's taxonomy places the organism in Eukaryota, Metazoa, Chordata, Actinopteri, Cypriniformes, Cobitidae. The record is from RefSeq and is a predicted model, not a curated record.